CGUAUAAUACUCAGUUCAAAAUAUAAAAAAUGGGUAUAUGAAGGAAAGGUUUCUUAGAAAUGCAGCAGCACAGCCAACCCUUUAAAAUCAAAUCAUUCCCAAUCCCAGUCAUCUACAUGUCCUGGAAAAACAGACCACCUGAAAAAAAAAAAUCUUAUAAUGGCUUCUUUUCUCACAUAUUCUCUCUUCACCCUCUACUUCAUCUUGUUCCCAUCAAUUUUCUCCAUUUCUCAAGGAGUUUUCUAUGAAGAAUUAGCCCAAGGUAUAGCUCUAAAGCAUGAAGAAAAGACGACGCACCUCCAUUUCUACUUCCAUGAUAUUGUUGGUGGAAAGAAUUCUACUGUUGUAAGAAUUGCUGGACCCCCAAAUAGCAGCAUUGGUAACUUUGGCAAUACAAUGAUGAUGGAUGAUCCAUUGACUGAAGGGCCUCAGAUUACUUCCAAGAUGAUUGGAAAAGCUCAGGGAUUAUAUGCCAUGGCUGCCCAGAAUGAUUUUUCGCUGUUAAUGGUUGUGAAUUAUGUGUUUACAGAGGGCAUCUAUAAUGGAAGCAGCAUUAGCAUUCUUGGGAGGAACCACAUCUUUGAUGAUAUAAGAGAGAUGCCAAUUGUUGGAGGCAGUGGGGCUUUUAGGCUUGCUCAUGGCUAUGCAUUGGCACAUACAGUUCAGAUUGAUAUGGAGACUGGGGAUGCUAUUGUUGAAUAUAAUGUCUAUGUAACACACUACUGAAAGAUUUCUGGUUGGAUACAGGACAUUGUUGUAAUCGUUGAUUGUGUUCUUUUGUUUUUAUCAGUUAGUUGUGCUUCUCCCAAUGUUAUUUGUACUCUUUAAAAUUCUCGAAUAGAUGAAAAUUUUCCUUUGA
Molecule: messenger RNA, 859 nt
Organism: Hevea brasiliensis (rubber tree)
Lineage: Eukaryota; Viridiplantae; Streptophyta; Magnoliopsida; Malpighiales; Euphorbiaceae
Product: dirigent protein 22-like
Exons: 1
Coding region: 160-726 (188 amino acids)
Source: RefSeq, a predicted model, not a curated record